CGUUGCUGUUUUGUUCGACUCCGCCCCACUUUCACUGAGUUGCUAGGCAACGAUAGUCAGGUGAUUGUCUGCAGACAGAACAUGGCUGACCUGUCAGAGGACAAGUGAGGGAAAGGCCAGAUUUAGUAUAAUCGAUCUUAUUAUUUACGGCGUUUCUGACCACAGUUGACCGUCGUGAACAGCAGUCAACCAGAGAUGAGUGAGGUGCCAGGGGGAAUGGCAAAUGGCCCAAGCAGGAGUGAACACUUAAAGAAAGAUGCUCAAAUUUGGGAGAGACCCUGGACUCUUGAAGAGAUGCGACAGAGCAGUGCCAAUUGGUCCUUGGCAGCUGACUCAGGGCUCUUCUUGUUCCUCCAAGACUUCUCCCAUAAAAUGUUGUCAAAGACGCAUGAGAUUGAAAAGCAGUUGGACAGUCUGAUCCGUGACGUCAAGGCCACAGACAGCUGCUUGCACUCUGUCUUUAAUGACUUUCUCAUGCUCUCCAAUACACAGUUUAUAGAAAAUAGAGUAUAUGAUGAAGAUGUAGAAGAAACUAUACCCAAGGCUGAUGCUUUGGAGAAGCAGCCAGAGCAGGAGAAGACUCGAGAGCAGAAAGAGGCAGAAUUGAUCCCUAAGAUGCAGGAAGCUGUGAGUUAUGGUCUGAAAGUGCUGGAGUCAGCCUUUGAGCAUCUGGACAUCAAAGCAGGAAACUCUGACUCAGAGGAUGAGGAGGUCGCUGACAGAAUGGAAGCCAUCUUAGAGCCCAAGGAUCUUUAUGUGGACAGGCCACUUCCAUAUCUGAUUGGUUCCCGGGCCUUCAUGGAACAAGAUGAUGUUGGACUUGGUGACCUCUCAAGUGAUGAAAUGUCUGUUGACAGUGACAGAGACAGCGUGAUUGAGAGCAAAGAUGGCAAAGAAGCAGUUAAUUCAGAUGAUGACUUUAGUCAAGAGGAGGAUGAAGGUCACAAUAAUAUUAAGAGGAAGUCAUCCAUGUUGAGUUAUGAGGAUGACGACGAGGAGGAGGAUGAAGAUUCUGACAUAUUUGGAGAAUCAGACAAAGAAGAUGAUGAUGAUGAUAACUCAAAGAAUACAGGCCCAUCAUCUUUUGCUGAUGAGCUGGCAGCUCGAAUCAAAGGUGAACCAGUGAACACCCCAGAGGGAGAUGGUGCAUCAUUGGCAUCUAAGAAGAAAGGUAAAGGCAGGAAACCACCAAAGCCUGCAAAACCACAGGCUGCUGAAGAGGACAGCGAUGACAUGUUUAAGCCACCCAAGAUGGAUGAUGAUGAGUUCUCCCCAUUUGGUGGGAAAAGUGGCCUCUUCAGUGGAGGGAGAGGUCUAUUUGAUGAUGAUGAGGGUGAUCUUUUUUCUGAGGCACAAAAACCUCCUGUGUUGGAUGAUAAAAAAGCACUGAAUGAAAGCACAAAGAGCACAGCUCAAACUAUAGAUUCUGGCAAACCUGGGAAGAAGAUUCCACCGGGUGCUGUUCCAAUAUUCCCAGCUAACAGCCUGUUCAGUUCAGGGAAUGACUCGGAUUCACUGGAGAGCAAGGAAAAUGGAACUUCAUCUCCCAAGACCAACGCUGCUUCCAAACAGGUUCCAGCAGGAGCCAGUGGGGGAGGAGGUGGGCUGUUUGAUGAUGAUGAUGAUGAAGAUUACUUCUUCAGUGGUAAAAGCCUGAAAAAGUCUGAUUCUGCUGGGAUGGAGAAACCCAAACCCAAGAAGGCUAUUGACCUAUUUGAUGAAGAUGACGAGGAUGGUGACAUGUUCAGUGAGAAGUCUAAUGUGCCAACUCCAGCUCAGAGCAAGAAUGAGGUAGUGGAAGAACAAGGCAAACCACCUGACAAAAAGGUGCUGGCGGGGGCCGUCUCUAUGUUUGGUCCAGAAACCAAAAGCUUGCUCAGUGAAGGCCUGAAAAAACGUCAGCCACCUACUAGUGAGGAGUCUUCGAAAUCUGAGGAGACUGGGCCUCCUGGAGAUGUUGGGAAAGCUGCUGUCAAACAGACUCAGAAACCCCAGACCAGAGGCCUGUUCUCUGACGAUGAAGAUACACAAAUAUUUCCAGCCAUCCCUAAGAGUCAGUCUAAACCUGAACCUACAAGUCAGAGCAAAAUCGGCAAGCUCCCUUUGUCCUUAUUUGAUGAUGAGGAAGAAGAGGAUCUGUUUGCAUCUGCAGCUAAAUCUAACUCAAAAGCUAAUCAAGCUAAAGCCUCCACACCACAACCCAGUAAGACUGUCUCCAGCUCCCUCUUCAGUGAUGAUGAGGACCAGUGGAUAAGUCCCAAAAAUGGUGCAACAAAGCCAGAGACCAAGACAGGAAGGAUGAAACCCAGUGCCAGUGCCCCUUCCAGUCUACCCAGUGCCAACUCAUCUCAAAGGAGCAGCCUCUUUAAUGAUGAUGACGACUUGUUUGCUCCAACAAAAGAGUCAAGUCUCAAGAAGCCUCAGAGAGUUGCUCUCUUGUCUGAAGAUGAGGGUGAUGAUGAUGAGGAUAAAGGAUCUCUCUUUGGCAUCAAACCUGCUGUCAGCACUAAUACUGCAGCGCAAGCUGCUAAAGUGAGUGCAACACCUGCUGUGUCCAGUCAGCUGUUCUCCCAGACAGAAAAAUCAGAGAAUGUUGCAGUUUCUAGGACAGUAUCGAAGAACAAGCCUUCAGUCCCGGAGAAGCCAUCAGCAAAGACCCCUGAGCUACUCCCAUCAUCACCAGAGAAUAGUGAAAGUAAAAAGAAGCCUGCUGGAGCUGUCAGUCUCUUUGGAGGCAUUAAUAUUGUUGCCAGCAAGCAGACAAAGAGCCCUUUGGAUGAAGAUGACAAUGAUGACAGCUUCAUCUCUAAGGACAGCCCACCACCAAAUGUUAUGAAGGCAGAGAAGAAGGAGGAGAAAGUCAAAUCAAACACUGUUAGCCUUUUUGAUGAUGAGGAGGAAGAUGACUCAGAUUGGAAAGAUCCAAUAUUCACACCUGAAUCUACAGCCAGAAACACACUAAAGCCCACAGAAGCGCGGCCAAGGACAAAGAGCACAGGUGUGUUUCAGGAUGAGGAGCUGCUUUUCAGUCAGAUGCAGCAGAAGGACAAUGACCCAGAUGUUGACCUCUUUGCCACCUCAGGGAAAGCUGUGAGCUCCAAAGUCAACUCUGUGAAGCCAGCAGCACAAGUCCUGUUUGCAGAUGAUGAUGAGGAUGACCUCUUCACAUCGAUCAAGCCAAAAGCUCCUCCUCCGGUAGCAAUUUGGGGGGGCGGCUUUAAAGUAGCAGAGAAACCCAGCAAACCUAAUGACAGAUCACCACUAACAAGUCCAGAAUCAGUGAUUAAGAAACCUGCAGCAAGCCCUGUAAAAGCUAAAGAUUCCUCAUCAAGGAUUGGGAUACUUCAAGCAAAUCUGAUGAUCAACCCUGCUGCGUUGCUCCCUGGUGCUGUCCCCAGUAUACCAGGAGCUGUAAGUGUACUCCCUGGCAUGACUCCGAGUUCUUCUUCUGGGGUGUCCAGCUCCAGUCUGAGCCCCACCAGUGCUACAAGUCCUGUAGGAGCCCAGCCAGGCCAUGAGGGAGGAGUGAGUUUUGACACCCCAGCCCAGGUUACAACACUGCAGAGUGCACACAAGAGUCGUGCCAAAGGUUCUGGACAUCGGAGACCCCAGUCCAGAGCUGCGAGGCAGCAAGCUGUCCAAAGAUCUGUGGAGGUUAGGGAAGAGACCUUGGGUGGAGAUGUUCCUGGGCUGCCUAGUUUAGUCUUACCUCCAUCAGAGAAGUCCAGCCAGAUGCAAUCUAGUCCGACACUACUUAACUCAGCUGCACCCACAGCCUUGCCUGUUUCCUCGCCUACUCAACCCACGCCUUCAGAAAUCUCCCCCAGACCUUCUGUACUGACACUGCCACUAUCCACAGACGCUGGAAAGAAAGACCCUACCAAGGACAGUCUUAGUACCAGAGUGCUGCCAUCUUCUGAUAGGGAAGAUCUGUUUGGAUCUGAUGUUCUGUUUGGGGCAACCUCAGUCUCUAACACACUCUCCACCAGACAGACUACCAAGAUUACACAACCUCAGGCCAGUAGUGGGGUGGGGCUAAAGAAAGACAAAGACAAAAGCACACCCCCAUCCAUUUUUGAUGACAACACUGAUGACCUUUUUCAAAGGGUGAAGCCAAAAUCAAAUACUAAGAAAGCUAAGGCCUCACCCUUUUUGGAAGAAGAAGAAGAACAUGAUGAGGACAUCUUUGGAGUGAGCAACAGGUCCACCCCCUCAUCUACAAGUAGUAAAGAAAUCAAGAACAGCAGUAGUUUUUUUUCAAAGCAGGAUAUCUUUGAGGAUGAAGUAGCCGUUGUGCCUAAAGUUCACAAGAAGCACAAAGAGAAGACCAUUGAUGCCAGCUUGUUUGAUGAUGAUGUAGACAUUUUUGCAGACCUGACAGACACUUUAAAACCAAAACAGAAGUCAAAGACAAAGGGAGAAACCAAAUCAAUAUUUGAUGAUGACAUGGAUGACAUCUUCUCACCAAACACGGUAAAACCAGUGGCAAAGGCUCCCCAUAAAUCCAAGAAAACACCACCGUCCCAGGAGACCACUACAGCAGCAGAUUCAAGCAACAUAUUUGAUGAUCCACUGAAUGCUCUUGGUGGGACCUGAACUGUUGUUCUGAGUAGCCAGAUUUAUACUAUUGUGGAUUUUGUCAUUCGAAUUGCUGAAAGAUUGGAGAUCGGAUACAAUGUUGAGUAUUUAUUCAUAUAAACUCAUAUAAAUACUAUGGGUUUUUUUUUUUUUUUUUUUUUUUUUUUUUGCAAAAGAAGACUCACGAGAAUGAUUCUGUUCAGCUUCUUAUGGCAUUUCCAAAAUCAUCCUGGCAUCAGAUUGUAUUAUAUAGCAGUUAUUAAAUACUGUAAAUCUUUAUUAUACAUGAUAGCACUUUAUAAGCAUACCAUAUGCUUAGCCUCGAAGCCUGCAGAAAUUGACAGUUAAUAGUUUUGUUUGUUUUGAAGAAGUCUAUCCUUUGGCUUUGCCAUGUUGAGAUUCCAUGUCUUUAAGGUUUGUGCUGUAAUCAUGGUUAUGAGAAAUGAAUCUGUUUACUGACUGUCCUUGGCAUUUUGACAAUGUUUUUAUUAAUAAGAAAUUCAUCCAUUUCUUAACUUUGGCUGUGACAACAAAAGAAAUUCCUUUUUAAUAACUAAAAAUAAUCAUAUUUUAUGCUGCCUGAAAA
Messenger RNA from Monopterus albus (swamp eel), 5164 nucleotides. RefSeq names its product WASH complex subunit 2C (gene washc2c). NCBI's taxonomy places the organism in Eukaryota, Metazoa, Chordata, Actinopteri, Synbranchiformes, Synbranchidae. Gene Ontology annotation, molecular function: phosphatidylinositol phosphate binding; retromer complex binding. Bases 196 to 4596 code for a protein of 1466 amino acids. Gene Ontology annotation, cellular component: WASH complex; early endosome. The transcript has 31 exons. Gene Ontology annotation, biological process: protein localization to endosome; retrograde transport, endosome to Golgi. The record is from RefSeq and is a predicted model, not a curated record.